AUGAGCGAGGCGCAAGGCGAGUUCCCCUCUCAGCCCACAAGCGUCUACACAUCUGUCAUUGUGGACCCAGCUGCGGUGCAUGAGUCCGACCUAUGGAACGCAGGAUUGGCACAACCCGCCUCGGGGUCAGAGGCGGAAUUGCAGGUCGAGGAGAAUUAUGAAAAUCCACCAAACGGCUGCGUGCCUCUCGUCUCCUCCAACAGGGUGUUGAGCAUCUCGGCCAACCAUUCUCUACGGAGCAGUGCGGAGCAGCUCUCGGAUGGGCAUACUCAGCGAACCCGCGGGUAG
Molecule: messenger RNA, 288 nt
Organism: Parastagonospora nodorum SN15
Lineage: Eukaryota; Fungi; Ascomycota; Dothideomycetes; Pleosporales; Phaeosphaeriaceae
Exons: 2
Coding region: 1-288 (95 amino acids)
Source: RefSeq, a predicted model, not a curated record